AUGGCCCGUCACACCUAUCGCGACCCCUCACGCUUGGUGUCUCGCGCGCUCGCCAUACCCGUCGAACGGUCCAUCAUCCUCACCGCCCUGGAGCCCCCUUCGCUGGUCAAGAGAAACCCAGCAGAUGCUGCAUCGAGCUCUUCUGUACCGACCAAGACUUGUGGACCGGACGAUACCACCGGAGUCUGUACCCGUCCUGUUAACAGCACCACUACUUUGACCCUACCAAUCGUUCUUGGUGCAGUAAUUCCCUUGACUUGCGCGUUCAUCGCCUUCUUUUUCCUGCACCGCAGACAUGUCAAGAAGCUACGCCUUGAGGAUGCGAACGAUAAACACAAGUCACUCGAUUUUGGGCUAGAUUUUGUGCCCUCGGGAAGUAAUAACAAUCGACGCGGGAAUGGAGGCAACGGGCCAUCCAUGGCUGAAAAAUCCACUCGUCGUGGCGGGCACGGUGUUUCCAUGGAUCUGACGCUGAAUAGCCCUUAUCUACUUCCCCCAGGCCUGCAUGGAUCCCAUGAGUCCAUCCAUUCUUUGUCAAGGUCAUUACAUGGAGAGGAUGACAAAUAUCGCCAUGCGUCUGCCUUCCCUACCGGUGAUAGCGGCUCCAUACGAUCAUGCUCUCCCAGCUUCAAACGCGGAGGUGACGAUGCGUCUAGCCAUAAUUCGCCCAGUUCUAAAUAUCCCUAUGGGGAUGAUAUGAAUCAACAUUUGCUGAAAAACGCCCAGCGCAUGUCUCGAUCCCCGCCAGCAAUCGAAUUGGAUCCUAUCGAAAGUGACCUUGGCCACCCUCCUCAUCAUGCGACAGCAGUUUCCGCAUCGGAAUCGGGAAAUACAACCUUCCAUGGUCGAAGUGAGCUUACCGUCCCAACAGCCGUCUCAAGUCACGGUGAUCGGAGCUCGAGUAGUAGUUCUGAAAGAGACGAUUCGGUGCUCAGGAAAAGUAAUAAUUACCUAGGCGCAUUAAUCCAGCGGGGUGACGAUCGGUCUCCGGAAAAUGAUCUUGGGAGGGUGCCGGUAACAACAAAGGCGGAUGUUCCGCUGGACGAGCCAAAGAUACAAGAACCUGUCCCAGACAACACCUCGAAGUCACCUCCCCCAGCAGAGGUACCAGCUACUGGUUAUCCUAGCCCUUCGCAGCCACCAAGAAUUUCGCUUCCGAUCGAUGACGACAAGAGUGACUAUGGAGAUGAGUCGGAAGCUCCAAAAAAGCCUGUCCCGCAGUUGAAUAUCCAGGACGUCGAAACCGCACCACCUAGCAAUGACAAAGCUGCCAGGGCGACACUUGAUCCGCAUGAUCACUACUAUGAUGGAGGUUAUCAAAUUGAUACGCGCCGGUUGACCGUGGGAAUCCGGCCCUUGCCGCCGGAAGAUCCGUCAGAUAACCCAGAACAGCGAGCUAAUCGUAUCCGAUCAUUCUACAAAGAAUAUUUUGAUGAAUCGAAGCCCCAAGAUGACCAUGUCGAAGAUCACGGUCCUGGAGGAGCUGAUUACGGACCGUUUGACCCGUAUGGCGACCCGGGACACUACGCACAUCCACGUCCCUUUGCACAACCCGAAGGACGCAGAGCCAUGACUCCGCCACCAAGAAUGCCCCAAAUACCUGUACAAUAUCGACGCCCUGGUCCAGGCUUUGGCCCGCCCAGUACUUCAAGCCGUUCCGGGACUCCCUCAUUUUCGAGUGGACCGCGUGCUUUCUCAUCCGCAUCAGGUCGCAUUCCUGUCAGAGGUCCCAGAAAACCGUUACCCCCGCCAUCUCCUCUCCACAUUCUUCCCACUCCUCAUAAGCUAAAGGACGAUUCCAUUCUGCCAAUCGACUUUGCUCCCGGCGCCAACUCGCGUGAACGUAGAGAAGGGCGUCCGGAAACACCCCAGGGUGGUGUGAGGCCGUAUAUGCUCACGGUUCCGGCACAUGUUCCUCUCGCAUCAUCGUAUGAUGACCUUGCUAUGCUCCCUAGCCCGCAUGCGUUGAGGAAAUCUGGGACUUUUACUGCCUUAGACUUUGUGCCUCCUCCCCGCUUCAAGAAUGCCGACUCCGGCAGCGACGCAGGCAGCAUUCGCAGUAACAGAACAGGUCUCUCAGCAGCGCAAUCUUAUAGCAUUCGCACCGGAGCUUAUCGCAUUAGCCGUCUCCCACCCCAGACAGUUGGUACCAAAGAUGAUAUUAUUUCGAACCUCCGCCCUACCUGGGACAUGAAAACCUAAAGCUGCUUGGAUCUCGGUUAUUUUCCCCUUUAUGUACAGCUUGAGUGUUCCGUCUAAUGAGCAUUGUAUGUCUUCCUGCGGGUGUAUGAUGAUUUCACCAUAAUCGCGAUUGUUCAUCUUCGGGAAAAUUACCAUAAUUGCCUCGUUUUUUUCAACCUUUCUGUGACACUUGGUGUUAAUAGACUUGGAGUAGUUGGUGAUAUGUUCCCUUUUCGUUUUUCCUUUUCCUUUUUUCUUUUUCUUUUACUUUUACUUCCCCUCCCCCCUUUCUUUUUUUUUUGAGAUGAUUGGACUCCUGUAGGCAACUCGGUUUUCAAUUUUGGGGGGUGUGGGUAUACAUCGAUCUGCUGCUUCGGCAGUCAAUCAUUUAUGUACAGAGCGGACAUCUUAUAUAUGGUGAGAGCAAUUUAAACAUAGGCAUGUCUAUAGGAAGUG
Coccidioides immitis RS is the source of this 2637-nucleotide messenger RNA. RefSeq lists its product as uncharacterized. Bases 1 to 2202 code for a protein of 733 amino acids. NCBI's taxonomy places the organism in Eukaryota, Fungi, Ascomycota, Eurotiomycetes, Onygenales, Onygenaceae. The transcript has 3 exons. The record is from RefSeq and is a predicted model, not a curated record.